AUGUUUCAGCUGCCGAUCCUCAACUUCAGUCCGCAGCAGGUGGCCGGGGUGUGCGAGACCCUGGAGGAGAGCGGCGACGUGGAGCGCCAGGGGCGCUUCCUGCUCGAGGCGCACUACCAGGAGGCCGAGAAGCUGCGCGGCCGGCCCCUGGGCCCCGUCGACAAGUACCGGGUGCGCAAGAAGUUCCCGCUGCCCCGCACCAUCUGGGACGGCGAGCAGAAGACCCACUGCUUCAAGGAGCGCACCCGGCACCUACUCCGCGAAUGGUACCUGCAGGACCCUUACCCCAACCCCAGCAAAAAGCGCGAGCUGGCCCAGGCCACGGGACUCACCCCCACGCAAGUGGGCAACUGGUUCAAAAACCGGCGCCAAAGGGACCGGGCCGCCGCCGCGAAGAACAGGUCAGUAGCAAAGGCCGGGAGCGGAGGAGGCAGACGACGGGGAAGGGCGGAGGAAGAGAGCGCGGGCGAACCGCCGCUCGGCGCCGCCGCCAGUCCCGCCGCCAGCCUGUCCAGUAAAGCCGCCGCUUCCUCGGCCAUCUCCAUCACCUCCAGCGACAGCGAAUGCGACCUGUGA
This is a messenger RNA of Python bivittatus (Burmese python), 576 nucleotides long. NCBI's taxonomy places the organism in Eukaryota, Metazoa, Chordata, Lepidosauria, Squamata, Pythonidae. The record is from RefSeq and is a predicted model, not a curated record.